Molecule: messenger RNA, 927 nt
Organism: Dermochelys coriacea (leatherback sea turtle)
Lineage: Eukaryota; Metazoa; Chordata; Testudines; Dermochelyidae
Product: serine protease 33-like
Exons: 5
Coding region: 1-927 (308 amino acids)
Biological process (GO): proteolysis
Molecular function (GO): serine-type endopeptidase activity
Source: RefSeq, a predicted model, not a curated record
AUGGGGCGUCUCUGCUCCCCUCUGGCCAUAGCACUGCUGGCGAUGACCCUAUUGCAGGGGUGUGGCCAGCCCAGGAUAUCAGGCCGAAUUGUUGGGGGCAGGGACGCCCCAAAGGGCCGGUGGCCAUGGCAGGUCAGCAUCCAGCACAAUGGACACCACUUCUGUGGUGGGUCCCUCAUCUCAGCCCAGUGGGUUGUAUCAGCAGCUCAUUGCUUCCAAUUAUCUGACCUUGUCUCUUCCUAUCACGUGAACCUGGGGGAGUACCAGCUCUCCUAUCCCUCCCGGUGCCGGAUCUCAUCCCCUGUGAGCCAGAUCUUUGUCCAUCCCAACUACAACAGCACGUGGAAGUCUGCCGACAUUGCCCUACUGCAGCUCAAAGAGCCAGUGCAAUACACCAAUGAAAUCCUCCCUAUUUGCUUGCCAGGCCCCUCCGACUCCUUCCCUGACAACCACAUGUGCUGGGUCACCGGUUGGGGGAGAAUAGACUCUGAGGUCUCUCUCCCGCCCCCCAGCACACUUCAGGAGGUUCAGGUUCAGCUGGUCGGCACUGCAGCCUGCAACGCGCUCUACAACAUCGACCCAGAUCCAAGGAGCGGCAGGGACCCCGUCAAACCCGACAUGAUCUGCGCUGGCUACGCCGAAGGGCAGAGGGACUCCUGCCAGGGUGAUUCUGGGGGGCCGCUGGCAUGUGACCACAAUGGGACCUGGCUCCUGAUGGGGAUCGUGAGUUGGGGGGAUGGCUGUGGCAAGCCCACUCGUCCAGGGGUCUAUGUCCAGACGGUGGCCUAUGGCGAAUGGAUAUGGGGGCACGCUGGCUCAGGGAGCCAAGCCAGCACCAUGGGGAACUGCACCUCAGGAAUGAAUGAUGCCAGAUUCUGCUUCAGCAGCUUCAUGCUUCUCUUCACCACUCUCCUGAUGUCACUGUGA